Molecule: messenger RNA, 2324 nt
Organism: Octopus sinensis (East Asian common octopus)
Lineage: Eukaryota; Metazoa; Mollusca; Cephalopoda; Octopoda; Octopodidae
Product: phosphoenolpyruvate carboxykinase, cytosolic [GTP]
Exons: 10
Coding region: 125-2065 (646 amino acids)
Biological process (GO): cellular response to insulin stimulus; cellular response to dexamethasone stimulus; response to starvation
Cellular component (GO): cytosol; mitochondrion
Molecular function (GO): GTP binding; manganese ion binding; phosphoenolpyruvate carboxykinase (GTP) activity
Source: RefSeq, a predicted model, not a curated record
AGAGGGAGAAAUUUCCAUUAUAUAUACACAUACUGAGUCACACACAUAUACAUACAUCUCAUGUGUAUGUAUAUAUAAGAAAACUACAGCUACCGGCACAUACAUACAUACAUACACACACAGCAUGGCAUGGACGUCGUUUUUAAGAGGACAGGUUGUCCGUGGGAAGACACUUUUGUCUGCUCUUUCUCAAAAAUCUGCUCCUUUGUAUCCUAAAGUGGUUCAAAACUACAGUGUCAUCUAUGGAAACAUCAAUAAACUAGCCCCUGCUGUGAAGACCUUUGUUGAGGAAACAGCUAAGAUCACUAAACCAGACAACAUCCACAUCUGUGAUGGCUCAGAACAAGAAAAUGAACUUCUCUUAUACAUUCUACAGAAAGACAAUGUCAUCAGUAAACUUCACAAAUAUGAAAACUGUUGGCUGGCACGGACAGAUCCUGCUGAUGUGGCCCGUGUAGAGAGACGUACUGUGAUAGCAACAGAAGCCCAAAGAGACACAAUACCAAUUCCUAAAACUGGAGUCAAAGGUCAGCUUGGUUACUGGAUGGAUCUGGAAGACAUGGACACCGAACUCAACAUGAGAUUCCCAGGAUGUAUGCGAGGUCGUACCAUGUACGUAAUCCCAUUCAGCAUGGGUGCAGUAGGUGGACCAUUAUCUAAAAUUGGAAUUGAACUCACAGAUUCAGCCUAUGUCGUAGCCAGCAUGCGCAUCAUGACCAGAAUGGGCCAGGCAGCCCUCGAUGCAUUAGGAACAGGCAGUUUUGUCAAAUGUUUACAUUCCGUCGGUCAACCACUUCCAGCUAGCACACCGUCCCAUUGGCCUUGUAACCCCAAACUGACCUUAAUUGCCCAUAUCCCAGACAGAAAUGAAAUUUGUUCAUUUGGAAGUGGCUAUGGAGGAAAUUCCUUACUGGGCAAGAAAUGUUUCGCCCUUCGACUUGGCUCCAUUAUGGCCAGUCGCGAAGGUUGGUUAGCAGAACACAUGUUGAUUUUAGGAAUUGAAAAUCCAAAAGGAGAGAAAAGAUAUGUAGCAGCAGCCUUUCCAAGUGCUUGUGGCAAAACUAAUUUAGCAAUGAUGAACCCCACAUUACCUGGUUAUAAAAUCACCUGUGUUGGUGAUGAUAUAGCCUGGAUGAAAUUUGACAGUGAAGGGAAACUUAGAGCUAUUAAUCCAGAGGCAGGAUUUUUCGGAGUUGCUCCAGGUACGUCCUACAAAACCAACCCUAAUGCCAUGAAGACUAUUGAGAAGAACACCAUUUUCACCAAUGUGGCAUCAACCAGUGAUGGAGGAUUCUUCUGGGAAGGACUGGAAGAGGAAAUGCCAAAAGACGUGCAGAUAUCAUCGUGGCUUGGCAUCAAAGACUGGACUCCUGAAAGUGGGAGGACAGCUGCUCACCCAAAUUCCAGAUUCUGUACACCAGCCAACCAGUGUCCUAACAUGGAUGAGGCUUGGGAAAGUCCUGAAGGAGUCCCUAUUGAUGCCAUUAUAUUUGGUGGCAGACGUCCCGAAGGGGUACCUUUAGUGUACGAAGCCUUCAACUGGGAACAUGGAGUCAUGGUCGGUGCAUCGAUGCGAUCAGAAGCCACUGCAGCAGCUGAACAUAAAGGCAAAGUCAUCAUGAACGACCCCUUUGCUAUGCGUCCAUUCUUUGGGUACAAUUUUGGUAAAUAUCUCCAGCACUGGUUGUCAAUGAAUCAGCCAGGCGUAACACUGCCAAAGAUUUUCCAUGUCAACUGGUUCCGUAAGAACGAGGAAGGGAAGUUCAUGUGGCCAGGUUUUGGUGAAAAUUGCCGUGUCUUGGACUGGAUAUUGCGUAGAAUAAACCAAGAGGAGUGUGCUGUUUCUUCAGCAAUUGGGUACCUUCCAAAACCUGGAAGCAUCAACAUGGAUGGUUUGCCUGCUUCCAUAGACAUGAAAGCCAUUUUCAACUUGACCAAAGAGUUCUGGGAAGGCGAGGUGAAAGACACUCGUAAAUAUCUGUUCCGCCAAAUCAAUGAUGAUGUUCCAGACACAAUUUGGAAAGAAAUUGACAAUCUGGAAGAGAGAAUCAAGAAGACUCUUUAAAAAAAAAAAAAAAUAACAAAUUCCUAUUUUUUUUAAACCAUUCCCCACCCUCGCAAAAAUCACAUUGGGAUUUAUUUGUAAUAAUAAAAAUAAUAAUAAUAAUAAAUGUUUAUUUUACAACUUCUGGGAACAACAACAAGAACAAUUGCAACAAACAAAAUUUAGGUAAAGAAAAGACUUGAUGGAAAUAACCUAAAAGAAUAUUUUUAAAAUAUAUUUACAUUUAAUUUUAAUCAUUAAAUUCUCGAAACCAAAACAA